AUGGACGGCGUGCUGACCCCCGAGUACAGGGAUUGCGUGCUCACACCAGGCCUUAUGGCGAUUGUAGCUGACGGCACCGGUCGCAAGUGGUUUUCUCAAUUGUCACGUAUGUCGAGUGUACCGUCAAUGGAACUUUUGGAACAGCUCGGUACGGAAGGCACCAGAGUGUCUGGCAGUGCAGCUACGACGACUGCUACAGCAUUGUCGCCAAUGACGUAUGACUGGCUAGUGCAAAACGGUGACUGGAGUGACGAACUGGCGUGCAACACACUGGCUUUGGAGCAGUGUCGAUUGCCACCACAGAGUGUCGUGAACGGUGAACUGCUGCAUGAAGGUAGUUUCACCUUGACUUUUCGUGCUACUUUGAAGAUAGAAGGCCAGACCAAUCGUCAGGUGGUCGUAAGACGCCUGCUUCUGGAACUGGCAGAUCAGGAGACGUAUUGUCAGGCCUUCAUGGCAGACAUAUCACUCAGUGCUUCAUUGUUGCAUCCACGCAUCGUGGCUUUUGUAGGGUUUUAUGACCCCACACGGCAUGUCUAUGACCUCGACUCGCCUUCAUCGCCGGCGUACAUGACAAAUCAGGCACAGCCGUCAGCAGUGACUGAAUUCAUGCCAAACGGGGAUUUGCGAGCGCUGCUGACACUGCGGCCCCGCAACGCAUACAACUUUGGCUGGUUCCAUUCCGUCUCAAUGCCGAAAACCAAGGCACAACUUGCACUGGACAUUGUAGAUGCGCUCGUGUAUUUGCACUCUAGACCAACAGGCGUCAACUUAACACUUCAUCAUCAACGACUCAAGGCUCAGCGCGUACUGCUAUCGGAACAGUGUGAUGCAAAACUGUGCGCGUUUGGUGUACGCCGUGCUUUGGAUGUUCAGGCCACAUUUGCACGCAACGAUUUCUCUGUUGCGUGGUUAGCACCUGAGAUUCUACGAGGUGAAUCUACAAGUGAACAAGCGGAUGUGUACGCUUUAGGAGUGCUGUUUACGGAGCUCGACACGUGUACGCUGCCAUUUGCGGCAGGCGUGGACAUGGACGAUGACAUGGACGAGCAGCGCCAACUCGCGCUGUUAGUCAGCUCGGGUUGCAUCCGUCCAGCUUUGUCAAUGGACUGUCCGAUGCAAAUUCAAGAGCUCGUCAUGCGUUGCCUCAGUUUCUCACCGCAGCAGCGUCCGCCUGCAGUUGAAGUGCAGCACACGCUGCGAAAUCUCAUUAACGGCACAAGUAUUUGCGAUUCCUCAUUGGCCUCGCUUUCGUCCAAUGUGUCGUCGUUGCGAAGCACAUCAGAGCUUAGCACUACAAUACUCAGCACGAUCUUCACUCCAUGA
Molecule: messenger RNA, 1326 nt
Organism: Peronospora farinosa
Lineage: Eukaryota; Oomycota; Peronosporomycetes; Peronosporales; Peronosporaceae
Source: the annotation of a GenBank genome assembly